Molecule: messenger RNA, 2939 nt
Organism: Esox lucius (northern pike)
Lineage: Eukaryota; Metazoa; Chordata; Actinopteri; Esociformes; Esocidae
Product: tyrosine-protein kinase ZAP-70
Exons: 14
Coding region: 255-2084 (609 amino acids)
Biological process (GO): cell differentiation; intracellular signal transduction; protein phosphorylation
Cellular component (GO): cytoplasm; extrinsic component of cytoplasmic side of plasma membrane
Molecular function (GO): non-membrane spanning protein tyrosine kinase activity; signaling receptor binding; ATP binding
Source: RefSeq, a predicted model, not a curated record
GCCUCCUCAGAUCAACAUAUCGAGAUACUCUGAGCAGUUCUCUCCCUCUCAUGCCAACCUAUUACGCUCUCUGACUUUUCUCCUCAGUUCCAGUGAAAUAGUGUGUGCAGAGAAUAUGCUUUAACAAUGGCAAAAUCGGAUAACCGCAGUGCGUCAAAGACAUCUACUGUGACUUCAAAAAACAGGUGCCACCAGCCAGCGCCAACUUGUCCAACUGAGGAGUCUUCCCUCCUACUGCCUGAGGAGACCCAGACAUGACAACAGACCCGGCAGCAGAUCUGCCUUUUUACUAUGGCAGCAUCAGUCGUUCGGAUGCCGAGGAGUACCUGAAGCUGGCGGGCAUGGCUGACGGGCUGUUCCUGCUCCGCCAGUGCCUGCGCAGCCUGGGCGGCUAUGUCCUCUCUGUGGUGUGGAAUGUGGAAUUCCACCACUACUCUGUGGAGAAACAGCUCAUCGGCACCUAUUGUAUCGCUGGUGGCAAGUCCCAUUGUGGUCCAGCGGAGCUUUGUGAGUUCUACAGUAAAGACCCCGACGGCCUGGUAUGCACUCUGAGGAAGCCGUGUCUCCGCUCCCCAGAUGUCCCCAUUAAAGCAGGUGUCUUUGAUAACCUGCGAGAAAACAUGCUGAGAGAGUAUGUACGACAGGCCUGGAACUUGGAGGGGGAGGCCAUGGAGCAGGCCGUCAUCAGCCAGGCUCCACAGCUGGAGAAGCUUAUCGCCACCACCGCACAUGAGAAGAUGACUUGGUACCAUGGCAAGAUCCCUCGCCAGGAGGGGGAAAGGCGGCUCUAUUCCGGGGCACAGCCAGAUGGAAAGUUCCUAAUUAGAGACAGAGAAGAGUCUGGCACCUUUGCCCUCUCUUUGAUGUAUGGGAAAACAGCUUACCACUAUCAGAUCCUACAUGACAAAUCAGGGAAAUACUCUAUGCCAGAAGGAACCAAAUUCGACACUGUGUGGCAGCUGGUUGAGUAUCUGAAGAUGAAGCCUGAUGGACUAGUGACAGUUUUGAGAGAACCAUGUGUGAACAACACCACCAAACAAACACCUGUUUUGCCAUCAGGGAGACGACAGAGAACAAAUGGAUACACACCGCCACCUGGAGUCCCUCUGGGUGGUUCCAAGGAAGUGACCGCCUCACCCCCAACAGAGCGGCAAAUGCUGCCCAUGGACUGCAAUGAAUUUGCCAACCCCUACCAUGACCCCAAUGACCUGAAGAAGUUCUUCAUCAAUCGGGACCAGUUAAUGAUUGAUGAGGUGGAGCUCGGCUCUGGCAACUUUGGUUGUGUCAAGAAAGGAGUCUUCAAAACACAAAAGGGUCAUACUGACGUGGCUAUCAAGGUGCUGAAGAGUGAGAACGAGAAACUGGUGAAGGAGGAAAUGAUGAGGGAGGCAGAGAUCAUGCAUCAACUGAGUAACCCUUACAUUGUCCGCAUGCUGGGGCUCUGCGAGGCCGAGAGCCUAAUGCUGGUGAUGGAGAUGGCUGCUGCUGGACCGCUCAACAAGUUCCUCUCAACCAAAAAAGACACCGUCACAAUGGAGAACAUAGUCGGAUUGAUGCACCAGGUGUCUAUGGGAAUGAAGUACUUGGAGGAGAAGAACUUUGUGCACAGAGACCUGGCAGCUCGUAAUGUACUGCUGGUCAACCAACAGUUCGCCAAGAUCAGUGACUUCGGUCUGUCUAAGGCUUUGGGUGCUGAUGACAGCUAUUACAAGGCACGCACAGCAGGAAAAUGGCCACUGAAGUGGUAUGCUCCAGAAUGCAUGAACUUCCACAAGUUCUCCAGCAAGAGUGAUGUCUGGAGCUUUGGUAUCACCAUGUGGGAAGCCUUUUCUUAUGGAGGAAAACCAUACAAGAAAAUGAAAGGCCCAGAGGUGAUCAGUUUCAUUGCCAAUGGGAAUCGAAUGGAAUGUCCACCUGGAUGUCCAGACAGAAUGUACGCCUUGAUGAAAGACUGCUGGACAUACAAACAUGAGGACCGGCCAGGCUUUGUGAAGGUGGAGGAGCGCAUGCGAGCCUUUCAUUACUCCAUAUCGAACAAAACAUUGCCAGAGGGGACUGCAGACAUUGCUGAGCCUCUUAAGUAGAACAGGGACAAGAGACACUCUGUCCCCACACAUUUUAAUGCAUCAUUGAGAAAGACAAAGAGCUUAUUGUGGACUUGGCAACAGUAGACAGCUUCAACAACAGGCAUCUACUGUAAACAGCUAAACAAGCCUUAUUAAUGCAGAGUGAGUUUGUAAUCAGUCAUUCAUGUGAAGACACUCUUGUUGUGAAAGGUAGCUCAAGACUGCAUCAUCUGAUGUUUUGAUUUGUUUAGAAAUAAAUGCCCCAAAGAAAUAGUGCAAUGGUACAUUUAAAGUUUGCAUUUUUGCAAGUGUAAUUGUAAUUCAUUUAGGGCAAAGUGUGACUUGUGUUUCUGUUGAAGAUCUUCAGCUCUAUGGAUAUUCCUUAAACCCAAUGCAUUAAUAUAACCUGAUGUAUCUAUACCAAGUACUCUAACUAUGGAGGGUACAGUAAAUGGAUGAGGAAAAAAUACAUUUACUUAAAGGAUAACUGUCCAAUUUCAGCCUUUGCCAAUUAAUACAAUUUGUGUUUCAAGUUGUGUGUGCAGGAAUUGUUCAAAAUAUAUAUUUUGGAGUUGGGUAAAAUAUUUCGAGUGUGAUAGAUCACACCUAUUUCUGGUGAUGAAAUCUCUCAGUAAAACAAAGUUAAAUAAAACACUUGCUUGUUAUUUUUUUAAGAAUUAUAUUUUAUUUAUUUGUACUUUUAAAUCAACUUUAAUUGAACAUUUUGCGAACCCCUGGCCUGAUGAGAAUAGGCCUCACCAACAGGGGUGUCACCAAACCCGAGCUUCAGCCCGGAGUGUUAAGCGAGCAGACGCAGCUGGGAUGGUGUCAAUGAAACAAGUCAUAUUUUCUCGUAAAAUUUAGUUUAGCAAA